AUGUGCUUGCAAGUUCGAAAUUCAGCUGGCAAAAUAUUCAGCAAACUGCCAUGGAAAAAUACCACUCUCUGCUCAAACUCCAUCAACAAAACACUUUCUUUCAAUAGGACAGUAGUGCCAGAAAAAAUAUUGAUCACCAACAAAUUUGAAAAGUUAUGCGUUAUAAAAUGUCAAACGUCAGUAAGAACGUGUUUCGCAUUUCAAGUUGACAAAAUAAAAUCGGUGAAUAUUAUUGGCGCAUAUGAUGUGUUAUGUUUCUAUUACAAUGAUAUGCCAGACGGCUUGUACACCAAUGAUCAUGCCAACUGCUCCAUGUUCCUCAACAUUCUUCAAAAGCCAAUCUGCAUCAACAUUUCCUCCUACGGAAAUAGCGACACGAACAAACAUCUCCCGGAUCGAAACCUGAUCGAAAUUAUCGGAAUGGACCGGUAUAAUCCGUCCAAAUCCCAACCGACCGGCGUUGGCUUGUACAAAUUGAACAUGGAGAGUCGUUCUUUGUACGAUUAUCAGCUUUUUGACACCUUGGCAGCAGGGGAUGGAGCAGUUUUGAUGAAAUUGUAUUUCACGAACACCACUAACGGAACAGUGAUUGUUGGACAAACGAGCGAUGAACCAAGCUUCAACAUAGGAAGUACCAUUCCUUACUUGAAAAGUGUGAACCUGGACAUCUCGAAUUCGAAAUGGAGGAACAAGUGGUUGUUUCUGUGGCAGCAGGGCGCCCAUGCCAAAACUUUGUCCUACAUCGAUAAUGGAACCCUUGUUUUUUCCAAGCAGUUCUUCAUCUACAACAUCGCUGCCAACAGAUCUGAUUGGACCGGUGUUAGGAUGCGGACGAUCAGCUGA
Messenger RNA from Helobdella robusta, 843 nucleotides. RefSeq lists its product as hypothetical. The coding region runs from base 1 to 843 and encodes 280 amino acids. Lineage: Eukaryota; Metazoa; Annelida; Clitellata; Rhynchobdellida; Glossiphoniidae. The record is from RefSeq and is a predicted model, not a curated record. The transcript is spliced from 5 exons.